UUUUAUCCAUUCGAUCGCCGACCGCCGCGCCGCGCGCACGUCCGCCAUGUUUUAUUUAAUAGUGUUGUUAUUUACAAGUGCGUACGCGCAGACCAUAGUGAAUACUACGCAGGGCGAAGUGCAAGGUGCACAGGCGAAUGAUGGGAAUUAUUUAGUGUUUUAUGGAGUGCAUUAUGCCGGUUCGACGUCGGGGGCUAAUCGGUUCAAGGCACCGCCUCCACCAGCAGCAUAUCCUGGCGUCUUCCAUGCCAUCGACAGGACAGUCAUAUGCGCCCAUCCCACCCCCCGAGGAAUCGUAGGCGUGGAGGACUGUCUGGUCCUCAACAUCCACACAAAGAACGUCACCACGCCCAAACCAGUCAUGGUCAUCCUACUCGGAGAUGAGUACUCUUCUAUCGACAUCAAGCAGUACUCUUACAGAAGACUCGUUGAAUCUGACGUGGUUGUGGUGACCAUGAAUUACAGAUUGUCUAUCUUUGGAUUCUUAUGCUUGGGUGUGCCUGAAGCGCCAGGCAAUGCAGGAUUAAAGGAUGUAGUGCAAGGAUUAAAAUGGAUACGGGAUAAUAUUGCAGGAUUCGGCGGUGAUCCGAACAAUGUGCUUCUAUUUGGACAUGGUUCGGGAGCGGCUAUGGUAGAUCUGAUCACACUAUCUCCGUUAGCAACCAAUUUAGUUCAUAAAGCUAUAACGCAGAGUGGUUCUGCUUUAGCACCAUGGGCUAUUGCUUACGAACCUCUAAAAUAUGCCCAAGUUUUUGCAGAACAGCUCAGUUACACGGGGGAGACUCCAGGGGGACUGGCUAGCAAAAUAGUCGCAACUGACGUAUCCCUCUUGGCUCCAGCAUUACAGAGCCUUAGUUUCCUGAACAACUCCGUCCUUUUCGCUCCAUGCAUUGAAAACAAAGCUCUCAACGACACUUUCCUCACUGAAGCUCCCAUUGACUUGUUAAGAUCUGGCAACUACAGCCACAUUCCUUUUAUAGCCGGAUACACGGACAGAGAAGGCACGAUCAGAGCAGCCGAAGCGGUUAACGAGGGAUGGCUUGAAAGAAUGCAAACGAAUUUCACAGACUUCAUCCCGGUAGAUUUAGGAUUCAAUGCAACAACCAACAAAACCCUUGUAGCUAACAAUAUAAGAACGUUCUACUGGGAUAACAGAGCAGUGAAUAUGGAGACGAUAACAGAUUUCUUGAACUAUCAUGGAGAUACGGCAGUGGUUGUGUCUGUGAUAAGAGGGGCGAGGGAAAGAGCGUUAACCUCAAGAGCUGCCGUGAGACUCUUGGAGUUCACAUACAGAGGUACGAGGAAUUCCGAUUGGAUCUACCAUCAGAUCCCGAUCGACGGAGUCUGGCACGGCGCUGUUCUGAACUACCUGUUCGAUUACGACCUGAAGCCGGAGGAUGAGAACGCCAGGUCGUCUCUAGUCAGGCGCUUCGUAUCCUUCGCCAACACCGGAGAGCCCACCAACGACCAAGUGACCUGGUUACCUGUAACCGCCGGCGCUUUCAACUACCUCUACUACGCUGGCGACUCUUCGACUGCCCUCGUCACCCUCCAGGAAUCCGGCCGAGUCAACCCCCACUCCGGCCGUAUGACGUUCUGGAACACCCUAUAUGACGCGUAUUACGUGCGUCCACCGCGAGUGUCUUCGGCGGAUAAGAUAGUUGGCCUCGCUUUCGUGUUAGCGUUGGCGCAAGUUGUGCUUGCUUAUUUAUAAAUGUUAGGAUUUUUUAAACGUAUUCGUAUCUUAAGGCCUGUGCACACCGGCUUGCGUGUGCGUGACGUGCACGUGCGCGUGCGCUAAAAUGCUGGAGCCGCACACGCAUACGUCACGCAAGCGGUGUGCCGUCUCUCAUAAGGAUCUGUAUACUACAACGCCGCACGCGCACGUACACGUCACGCAUACGCAGCCGGUGUGCACAGGCCUUUAUUGAAUAUUAGGGCCAUUAAGGGCCAUUUACGGUAACUGAUCAGCAUUACUCAGCCCGUGACUCAGGUGACUAUGAAACUUUCCAUGCAAUAAAAUUUAGCUAACGUUUUAACGGUGACAGGCAAUGGUGCAAAACUUAUACUUUGUCAAUAGACAAUUAACACGUGAGUUGGAAAUUAUCCUACAGCUCUUUAGUACGUGACUAUACUAUAACUAAUAGAUCUUAAUAAGAUUGCCCUUUAGGAUAAGGUCAGACAAGCGAUUCAUGUAUCUUCAUCGAAAUGAUUGCGCAAGAGCUGUUUAAUAGGUUAUUCAAAUUUAAGAUAUAGGUACUUUUAAACAUUUUUUCCUCAGAAAGAGACGCGAUUUUUCAGAACUCAUGGGCAUUUUUAUCUGUAAGUAUUAAUAAUAAAAUAACUAUAGUGACGCACCAGGUGCGUCAUGGGUGAUGAGUGGGUUAAGCUGCGAUAACAGAGUAUACCUAUGGUUCAAGCGCAAAUUAUAUUAUAAAACAGUGAACCUUUAUAAAAUUUAAUGUACCUAUAAUAUUUGGACAUGAAAGUGCCAUAAAGUUAAUGCGGGAAUAUUGAAUUAAGUACUUCUAAAAUUUAAAUUCUACAGAUUUUUGCUAUGAUUAUGACAAUAUGAACGCACCAUUUAGAGAAUCGAAACUUGUAACCAACUAAGUAUACUUUGCUCUGUUUUUAAAAUGUAUAGUUUUUUUUUUCAUUUUUGCAUCACUACCUGACUAAGAGUGCGCAUUUUCAUAAUUACUUAUGCAUUUAUUAAAUCGUUAAUUACUUAACUUUAUUAAACCUAAUGACAUACUUAUGAUUGUUAACUAGAAAUAGACUUAAUAAAAUAGUUAAAUAACAUUUGUUAUUUUAAUAUUGUUAAUGAAUGUAAAAUAACGCCAAUUUUGUGAUAAUUCGUCCUAUUUAGCAUUUGACAAAACGUAUGAUUCUUUUGAUAUACAUAAGCGUACGUUUACAUCCUUUUAUUUAAUUCAGCAUACUGUUACAAAUUAUCUAGUUCAUAACAAUUAUUUACUUUUAGUGAAUAGAAUAAGAUAAUGAUUUAUUUAAUCUUUUGAACGCCAAACGGCGCGUCCCUUUGCCGUGUCACUGACGCCACGGGGGUAAAAUUUGGUUUUGUGAAUAAAUAAUGCCAGCCUAAACGUGGGAUGUUCAGUAGAUUUUCAUCAAAAAACGAUCGACGUCAAAUGCAGUCUUUGGCGUCGUUGUCACGAUUUUGCGUUGACGUCAAUUGCCGUCUGUGGCGUUCAAAAGGUAUUAUUCAGGUUUCCUUUGAACAUUGAUUUUAAAGAGCUUAUAAUAUUAUGAUUGAACUCUUAUUACGAUUACUAACACGCUGUGUGAAAAUAAUAUUAAUGGUGAUUGUGAGGACUAUUGUCUUAGAAGAUCUACUUUUCUAUUUAGUAUAUUAUUCCGUUGGUACUUUCUACAUCUUGCAUACUACUUAAAGCAUGGUAUUGCCAACUAUUACUUUCAUUAAAUAAAUGCUGUCUUAAAUAAAUUCGAUAAAUGUGCGCGUGUACGAAUAUCGAACCUACUACUAAUUCGCGACUUUUUGUUGUCAGAAAUGUUCGCUAGACCUGUGUUUUUCAAACUGUAAAGGUCCCCUGGGAGGUCGCGAAGGCUCUGCCAGCCUUGAAACAAUACAUAAGCGAAACAUUUUGUUCGUACUAAGGGGGUCGCGUCAUGAAAAAGUUUGAAAAACACCUUGCGGCUAGACCAUCUACAUUUUUUUGCAUGCCAUAUUGAUCGCGAUAAUACAGUACAGCUAUAAAUAUCUACACUACGGUGGAAAUUAAAAUGUGUUAAACCUUGACAACAGAGUGCCUAACUACCUAUUAAGAUAAUUAUAAGCAAGUUGUUUCAGUUAUUUAUUAUACUGGUAUUACGUCCGAUAUAAUUGAUGACAACUGUACCACCUGCAAUAAUAUGUUACUCUUCGAAGGCCGCAAAAAUAUGUGACACGCUCUUAUGGCUCUACAAAUACGAUCGUGUCAGAUAUUUUUGCGGUCUUUGUUGUGUAACAUAUUAUUGCAGGUGAAUGUACACGCCAAUAUAGAUACCUAAGACAUUUUCAGUAUUUUGUAACCAGUGUCCUUAAGUAUUAUAUGUUAUAAUGAAUACAGUAAUUACAUUUUA
Cydia fagiglandana is the source of this 4101-nucleotide messenger RNA. RefSeq names its product carboxylic ester hydrolase-like. The transcript is spliced from 3 exons. Bases 47 to 1714 code for a protein of 555 amino acids. Lineage: Eukaryota; Metazoa; Arthropoda; Insecta; Lepidoptera; Tortricidae. The record is from RefSeq and is a predicted model, not a curated record.